GUAUAAUAUUCCCAGUUCAUCUUUCAAAGCUCUUUGGAAAAAUCUAAGAGAUUGUUUCUUAAAAGAGAGGAACCUUCACAAACUUAAAAGUGGGUCAGAGGCUGGCCAUCAUAUUUCAUGGCCAUUCUACCAGGAUAUGCAAUUCUUGGUAGAUACUGUAACACCAAGGUUACAGCAGUCCUCUUUAGAUAAAGUGGACUCUACUCCUACAAACGUCAAUGAGAUAUUAAAUGAAAUAUCAAGGGUUAUAUGAAUGUGAUCUCAUUGAUAAUGAAAAUAUAAUAGAUGAUAAACUUAUUCCCAAACCUCCUAUAGAACUAAACCUUAAUGAUUCUGAAUCUAUCUCCUAUGUUCUAUCACCUCGUUCAUAUUAUAAUUGUCAUAAGAGAAAGAAAAAUGAUUUAGAUGACUUUAAGAAACUAAUAAAAUUAGAAGAAGAAAAAACAUUAAUAACCAUGGAAAUGCUUAAAAAUAAACCAACUACAUAUGGAAUAUGUCUUAUGUUGAAAGAAAAAUUAGAUGAUUGUACAAAUAAGGGAAAAAAGGAUUUAACAACUAUAAUAUUUGAUGCUACAAAAGAUUUUAAAUGUAUAAAAGAUUUGAAUUGA
Gordionus sp. m RMFG-2023 is the source of this 608-nucleotide messenger RNA. RefSeq lists its product as uncharacterized. The transcript has 5 exons. The record is from RefSeq and is a predicted model, not a curated record. NCBI's taxonomy places the organism in Eukaryota, Metazoa, Nematomorpha, Gordioida, Chordodea, Parachordodidae. The coding region runs from base 231 to 608 and encodes 125 amino acids.